AUGGGGGACAGAAUCACUGUGGAAUGGGCUCGUCUGGUUUAUGCUGAGGUUGAACGCCAAUUGGCUUCCCAAACCAUCACUACACCUACGCAAGUCAUUGAAGAAAUUGGGAAACACCUUCUUAGUGACCCAGAUGGUCCUCAUCUCAGUGAUAGUGCAUUCCAAACUGCCCGUCGUAUGAUCCAACAAGCACAACCCUCUAUGGUACUACAAAUUGGAGUGUUUGUGGGGUAUCAAGCGAUUCAAUUGGCUGGGUCAAUGCCUUGUGAAGACUCACAUUAUGUGUGUUUUGAACUUGAUCCUGAUUACGCUAAAGUAGCCCGACAGUUCAUAUCUAUAGCCGAUAUGUCCGAAAGGAUCCAAAUACUUGUUGGAGAUGAGAACGAAGUGAUGAACCAGUUUCUCAGUAACUACUCAAGGGCACUGCAUCCUCCUACCAUUGAGUUCAUUAUUCUUAACCACUGGAAGCAUAUAUAUCUUGAAGAUCUCGUGAAACUUGAGCUAAUGGGGUUCAUAACAGAGAAGACCAUAGUUAUCUGUGACGAUAUGGUGUUCCCGGGGUUGCAUCAACUAAUGACUACGGGAGAUUGGAGCGACUCAUUGGCUGAGUCGCAUGACUCAAAAAUUUCACUGGACUCAGAGUCAUCGAACCCUCAAAAGUCACGAGAAUUGUACAACACAUUAGUAGUGUUGAAGCAGUUUUUAUCCGAGGUUAGAAGCGAGUAUUUGGCCAUUAAUAACGAUGGCGUCGGCCCCACCUCCAACAGUCUUAGCAUAGAAGACAAGAACAAGAUCGACGAAGAGUUAAACUACCGGUUUCAGCAGUUAUACGAGAAACUCAAGCUACUCCAGGCGUACGAAGCUAAACGAGAGCUGGUCCGCCUCAAGAACAACGCCUCGUCGAAAGGAUGGUUUGACUCGGUCUUCGGAGAAGGUGUUACCGACAAGGAGUUGUACGAGACGACGGUCAACAGCCAUAGAACUCAAGUACUUGUGUUUCUUAACAGCGCAAUCAGCACCGUCAGCAAAGAAUUUGAACGUUUACAACGGAAAAGAAGCCUGCGAGAGAAGCAAUUGAACCUACUUAACUUCCAGGACUUACAAGACUACGACGACGACGAUGACGAUAUCCCGGCGGUUCAGUUGAGACGACUUUCGGUAUUAGAGUUUGAGCAUGAGCAAAAUAGUAGCACUGUGCCGUUGGAAGAGCUAGACGAUGCCAACCACCACCAUGAUCAACUGCAGCUCUCGUCUGAUCAAAUCCAAGAGUUUGAAGCAGAAAAUAAACAGUUUCUAAUGCUAAAAAAUAACCAAUUGCAGCAAGUGGAACGAUUACACUCUUCAAUGGUCGAUAUCAUGAACUUGCAAUCGGAAAUAACGUUCCAGUUGGACACUCAAGCGGAAAAGGUAUCGACUAUAAUGGAAACCCAAGACGACAUACAAGUAGACUUGACUCAGGGUAACAAGACUUUGACAAAGGCAAGUGUCAAGAACAAGAGAGGUGCUGAUAUGUUGGUGACUUUUUGUAUAAUCAUGGGUGUUUUAAUACUUGUAGUGGAUUAUAUCUCAUGGUGA
Lizanozyma spartinae is the source of this 1575-nucleotide messenger RNA. RefSeq lists its product as uncharacterized. NCBI's taxonomy places the organism in Eukaryota, Fungi, Ascomycota, Pichiomycetes, Serinales, Debaryomycetaceae. The coding region runs from base 1 to 1575 and encodes 524 amino acids. The transcript has 2 exons. Gene Ontology annotation, molecular function: O-methyltransferase activity. The record is from RefSeq and is a predicted model, not a curated record.